CCCAAGAUGCAGGCAGACUCCCUUCUUCACAGUGGCUACUUCCACCCGGUGCUACGCUCCUGGCAGUGUACAGCAACCACCUUCGAUGCCUCCAACCUCAUCUACCCCAUUUUUGUCACUGACAGCCCUGAUGCGGUGGAGCCGAUCCCCAGCCUCCCUGGACAAGCCAGGUAUGGAGUCAACAAGCUGGAGGGGAUGCUGCGUCCCCUCGUCGAGGACGGUCUGAAGUGCGUGCUCAUCUUCGGGGUGCCCAGCAAGGUCCACAAGGAUGAGACAGGCUCCGCCGCUGAUGCCGAGGACACACCUGCCAUCCAGGCUAUCAAGAAGAUCCGCUCCACCUUCCCAGAGCUGCUCAUUGCCUGCGAUGUCUGCUUGUGCCCCUACACCUCCCACGGGCAUUGCGGCAUCCUGCGCGAAGAUGGCACCAUCCAGAACGAGACCAGCUGCCUGCGGCUGGCAGAAGUGGCGCUGGCCUAUGCCAGAGCGGGCUGCCACAUCGUUGCCCCCUCAGAUAUGAUGGAUGGGCGCAUCGCGGCCGUGAAGAAGGCGCUGAUCUCCAAUGACUUGGGCAACAAGGUCUCAGUGAUGAGCUACAGCGCCAAGUUUGCUUCAUGCUUCUACGGUCCCUUCAGGGACGCUGCGCUAUCCAAACCCGCCUUCGGAGACAGGAAAUGCUACCAGCUGCCCCUGGGUGCCAGGGGCCUGGCGAUGCGCGCCGUGGACCGGGACGUGCGGGAGGGAGCGGACAUGCUGAUGGUGAAGCCGGGGAUGCCCUACCUGGACAUUGUCAGGGACGUCAAGGCCCGA
Molecule: messenger RNA, 807 nt
Organism: Balearica regulorum gibbericeps (East African grey crowned-crane)
Lineage: Eukaryota; Metazoa; Chordata; Aves; Gruiformes; Gruidae
Source: RefSeq, a predicted model, not a curated record